UUGACAGUUGAGCACGCCUUCAACUUAAGGCUAGCGAGUUUAUUGGUUACUGUACCUGUCGCAAAGCUCUGAUUGGCUGGCCAGCCCAGCUGUUAGUGGUUCAUUCACCAUUUUGUGACUGUAGUGGAAAGGGACUCAAUAGUUUUUUGUAAUCCUUAUAUGAGUUACUGUGGUGGGAAAAGAGAUGUUCCCGGAGCAGCGUCAAAGUGAAAGGUCCGCUAGGCAGGAUGUAUGAAGCCCCGUGGGUUAUCGGUGCUAACCUCACAAUACUCCUGGACAGCAUUUCGCACCGUACACCUCUUCGCUGCAGAUUGAAUUGGUGCUGUGUGGAGGGCCUAGAUGAGGUGUUGUGAGUGAAACAGAGAGAGAGCAGGAAGACCGCGGAUGGAAAGUGGAAGGAGGGGAGAGAAACGAGACUGAGCACACACACACUAGGGACGAAGGAUCGAAGAGGAAGAGGAGCAGACGGGGGAUGAGGGCCCAGAGACGCUCGGGGGGGUCGGGGGGGCGCCCCCCCACAUCCACACGUGGCCGGGGGGGCAGGAGGCGUGGUCACACAGACCACACCCCUCAGCCCGAUAGCAAAGCCAAACUCAGGGAGAUGGACACGCCUCCACAGGCCAGGUCCCCUGUCCCCGCCCAUAGGAAGCAGGAAGCUCAGAUCAGGCUAGGAGGCGACCCAGCAGAGCCAAUCGGGAGCAGGGUGGUGGAGGCAAAUGGGGAGGGGCAUAAAAAGGUGAUUAAGAGAAAACGAGAAAAGAGAAAAAUCGCAGAGGAGAGAAGAACUCCGGCCGCCGCUGUGCAAUGCAGCAGCAACAAGAACAACAUCUCCAUCAUCACCACCAGCAGCAACAGCUCAGACUCCAAGAACAAUAUAAACAACAACAGCUCCAAAUGCAACUCUGGAACAAACAGCUCCAACUCCUCAGCAGCCAUCCACUCCAGCAUAUCAUCCAAUCACAGUGGAGCUAACAUCAUAUCAUCCAAUCACAGUGGAGCUAAUAGCUCCUCAGCCAGUCACAGUGGAGCUAACAUCAUAUCAUCCAAUCACAGUGGAUCUGUCACCACCUCAACUCAUCAUACUGUACCCAAAAGUACAUCCACUAAUAAUAUCAGCGCUAGUAUCACAUCAGCCAAUCACAGCUCUAGCAGCAGCCAUUCCAGUCGAAAGACGGCCACCUUCAAAGCCAGAGUGCCUAAGAAGAAGUCCAUGUACGAGCACUGUGCAGCUAGCGCUGUAGCUAGCGCUGUAGCUAGCGCUGUAGCUAGCGCUGUAGCUAGCGCCGCGGCUCAAGGCCAGCGCCCUACCUCUGCCCCAAACCCCAACCUUAACGCCAUCAUUAAACCUGUCGCUACCUGUAACGCCAAGGCUAUCCCCAACGCCAACCUUAACGCCAUCAUUAAACCUGUCGCUACCUCACUGGCCCCGGUGCUGGAGCUAACAGCAGCUAUAUAG
Molecule: messenger RNA, 1456 nt
Organism: Clupea harengus (Atlantic herring)
Lineage: Eukaryota; Metazoa; Chordata; Actinopteri; Clupeiformes; Clupeidae
Gene: cicb
Product: AAC-rich mRNA clone AAC11 protein-like
Exons: 3
Coding region: 473-1456 (327 amino acids)
Biological process (GO): regulation of transcription by RNA polymerase II
Cellular component (GO): nucleus
Molecular function (GO): RNA polymerase II transcription regulatory region sequence-specific DNA binding; DNA-binding transcription factor activity, RNA polymerase II-specific
Source: RefSeq, a predicted model, not a curated record